GUAAUGCUUGCGCAUAACCUUGGACUGAAUACGAUGCUGAUCAAUAUUACAAUUUUAUUAAUAUUGGUAGGAUGCAUCGAAAGUCAGGAAGCGUUAGAGAAUCCUCAAUGUAACCAUUAUCCUGAUAGGGGCACCUGUGAAGACCGUGGUUUUGUGACAAAGUGGUACUAUGAUCGAUAUGCACACCGAUGUCGAGAAUUUUAUUACGGUGGCUGUGAGGGCAAUGAAAAUCGCUUCGAUUCGCUGCAAGUUUGCAUUUCGCUCGAUUCUUGGAACAUUUCAGAAUGUAGUCAAGCUUGUAAAUUUGAAUCAUCCGACGAUCCUCGGAUCAGAUGUGUUUUACCACAUGAUCCGGGUACUUGCGCAGGUAACUUCGAACGCUGGCAUUUUGAUAUACAAAUAAGACAAUGUGUUUGCAGUUGGUGGUCAGGUUGUGGUGGAAAUGCAAAUAUGUUUUAUUCAUAUGCACAUUGUAUGUCAAUUUGUGGAAUCUUUGCAAAUAGCUCUACUUCAGAAACAAAAUUAGCUAUUCGUAGAUAUAUUAAAGAACCACAGAAUACUCAGGUGUUUCACGUAAUUUACCAAAGUAGAAUAGCUGAAAGACAACAGUACCGUAAUUUGUUUGCAAGUUCUACACGAAAUAGCUAUCAACGGCCACAAAUGCAGUACGGUAGAUCAUCAGUUCGAAGGCAACCAUCAUACGCGCAAAAACAAACUACUCAACAAUAUUAUCAGCACGCAGAACAGUAUGGUUCACCACAGCAGUGGCAGAGAUCCCCAAGUCAAGUAAGUCAACAACACGUAUACCAAGCAACAUCGUAUCAACCAGAACGUGACCUAAGAUUACAAAGCCAGCAACCAGGAACAUACGUAAAUUUGAAUACAAUGCCUUCUAAUCAUGUGCAGGGUUAUGCACAAAUGAAUAGACAAGCAAGUUAUGGAAGACCACAGGAAGCAUUGCAUGCAAGACAGUAUGAUCAAGUUCAGUACGGUUUACAAACACCUCAAUCACGUGAUUCUUUUAUACGACAGCAACGAGCAGAUCAGCACGCACACGAAGAAGCUUUGCGUGAACGUGAAAGAUUACUAUAUCAACGUAGACGUGAAGAAUAUGACCGAGCUAUAAAAUAUCAACAAGAUUUGUAUCGUUAUCAACAAGCAAUUUAUGCUGCACAAAAUGGAGUACCGGUGGAGCACACACGUAAACAAGCAGAACAACGACAAACAUCACGUCAAACUGAACGUGACUCAUAUCGUAACCUAGAAUAUGCACAAGUUUCAACAACAGCAGAAACAAUAAAUAAUCGCAGACCAGAUGAAAUAAAACGAGAAAAAUUAAGACGCCGGAAAUUAAAAAAUUUUGAAAAAUUGAAGCAAUUAGAAAAAAUGCGCAAAUUAAUGAGAACCACUUCAAGACCUGUUACUACAGUACCAAGACCUCCAACACAGCCUAUUUCAACAGUACUCAAGCAACCAGUACAAUCUCAAAAAUGGACUCAACAAAAUAUGAAUUCAAGAGGUCAUAUCAGUUUAGAUGCCAGAAGUAAGCAAAUUCAAGCAUUGCAGCAACAUUCUUUGCACCAUCGGACUUCUUCAGUAAAUCCUCAACAACAAAUUAAUCAUUUCAAUGGUACUACUACCACUGCACCGUCUGAACAAGUAAACAAAUUUAAUAAUCAGUCAGCUAUUAAAUCUCCUAAUCUUGAGCAGCAGCACAAGAAAUUAAAAUCAGAACAUUUGCCUGCAGGAAUGGUACUUUCUGCAGAUCAAGUUCCUGACCAUUUUGGUGUUCAUCACGCUGAAACAGUUAGUGCUAAUCCGUUAUCAGCAAAAUCAGCAGAUCAGCAAAAACAUGUUAUCACUAUUGAGGAUUAUGAAGAAAACGAUCAUUAUCCGGAUGAUCAACAAUUUGAGGAAGGAAAUUCUGGGAUGAUUACAACUGAAACAACAAAACUCAAAAUAAUGCCAAAUGCAAAUGGAAAUCGUCAUAAUAAAAAUCAACAACAAGAGAAAAUUGAAGAUGAAUAUGAAGAUUCUGAAGAAGUUGUUUUCUGGCAAGGAGAUAACCCACGUAGCGUACGUGGAAUUGAACACUUGUACUAUGCGGGUGAUGAUGACCCUAAUUACAAUAUUUAA
This is a messenger RNA of Thelazia callipaeda (thelaziosis nematode), 2136 nucleotides long. The record is from the annotation of a GenBank genome assembly. NCBI's taxonomy places the organism in Eukaryota, Metazoa, Nematoda, Chromadorea, Rhabditida, Thelaziidae.